Nematostella vectensis (starlet sea anemone) is the source of this 5454-nucleotide messenger RNA. RefSeq names its product transcription factor RFX4. Lineage: Eukaryota; Metazoa; Cnidaria; Anthozoa; Actiniaria; Edwardsiidae. Gene Ontology annotation, molecular function: DNA-binding transcription factor activity, RNA polymerase II-specific; RNA polymerase II cis-regulatory region sequence-specific DNA binding. The coding region runs from base 3176 to 5389 and encodes 737 amino acids. Gene Ontology annotation, biological process: regulation of transcription by RNA polymerase II. The transcript is spliced from 18 exons. The record is from RefSeq and is a predicted model, not a curated record.
GCCCACGUGUGUGGGCCUAGAAUACAGUAGGUCGUCCCAUAUAACAGCUUUCUUUGAAUUCACAACAAUCACAUACAAUUAGGUGAUUAGUUUUAUAUGGUGUGAAAAAUAAAUUUCAUCUAGCUAUAAAAAAAUGUGUUAUAAGGUGAAAAUGUUACAAGGUGAGUUGGUUCAAUUUGCAUUAGGAGAAAUUUGUUUAGGUUCCGAGGCCGGUUUACAAGAUUCAGGGCCAUUGGCAGAGAUAAGCUUGCCAAGGAAAACCAUUGUCAAUGAAAGCAUAUUCUCAUGACCAAGGAAAUGGCCGUGAAUUGAGUUCCAUGCUAAGAGAGAUCUCUCGAGAGACGUCUAGAAGCAGUGAAAGAGUUGAAAACUCUUCAGGAUUAUUAUAUAUAUUUUUUUAUAAUCAUGAUUAAGACAAAAGUGUCAAGUUUCGCCUCAUACUGGCCGCAGCCAUGACUUUUAUCAAAUAAUUGGGGGAACUUUGAUUUGAGGUCGAAAACAUAUAUGGGCACAACCUUUGAGAGGGCAGCGACGAGAACAAAAUACAUUAUCCAAUUCACUACAAAACGGAAAGGCGUCUAUUUUUUGGACAAAAAAGAACAUUUGUGAAAUAAAAAUUUCAGGAUGGUUCUUUAUCUUCGAACCUGCCUAUCUGGAAAAAUGCUAUCAUCGUACAAGUCGGAAAAGAAAGAUAUGUUUUUGUUUCAGGUUGCUUUAGCUGUAAACUUUUCUUCAUAAGCUUUUCAUGGGAGAUUCAGGCAUACUCGUUUUCGUUAUCAUAAUCAUCAGGUAUUAUCGGAAUAAAUAAAAUAUAUAAUCGAAAAGAAAAAAUAUCGUCUAAAAAGUUCCCAUAGCUCUUCAACUUAAGAUGACAUUUUAAUAUCAUUAAAUGUCAGAAUAUCUCCAAACCAUUGUUAUGCAAACAAAAGAUUGUUACAAUGAAUUUAAAUUUAUGAAAAAAAGCUAAUUGAUGAACGAGUUUUGUUGACUUUACAGCGUGGCGUUAAGUUUAGCCGGUAGUUUUAUGAGGUAUGAAUUCCUCUUAAAGUUUGACAAAUCCAUUUAGGUUCUAAACGAGUGUUAGAAAAAAAAAAGAAUAAUAACGGAAAAAAGACAAAUCUUUGAGCGCCCAAAACCUUAUUAAAACCGACUAAGUCAUAGAAAACAUGGCACAGUUUCCGAAAGCUAAGGGUUGGUUUGCUGUCAUUGUAAGACCGUUUUCAAAAAGAAAACAUUUACAAAAAGAUAACCAAAUUACCAGCAUAUAUCUCGGACUUUAUCGUGAUAUUCAAUAUUAACAUGCAUUUCAAGAUAAAGGUUUGAUUUUCGUUGCGUUUCUCUUGGGGAUUUCCUCGGCGAAGUUAACGUCUACCAUCUCACUUUACGAACGUUUCACACAAAGCAUACAAAAAGGAUUAAAAAGUCCAUAAAUACAAUAGGCUAACUGAGUAUGCACGUGUGCAACUGGGAGACAAAAUAACUCUUAUACAGAAAUCGAUCCUUAGCGAAAACUUCAAAUUGAAGGAAAAAAUAAACCAUUUUUCACCUACAAGAAUUAAGGAAAAGCCAAGUGACCAUUUUAUUCGAAUCUAACCUACUAAAAGAAGAACCUGCGUAGUGACUACAAGAAAAAAGCGAGCUAACAGCUAGAGAUUGGUGUGAUUUUGUUUAGGAAAUCAAGGGUUUUAGCUGUGGGUGGUAUAAAGUUCACCAAAUAUCGCCCUUAUGUUCUAGUUUUGUUGACACGAUAGAAGCAAUGCUCCAGUUACUCUAAACUGGUGGCCAAAUUCUCUUGGAACAGAACGUUACAAGAUCCUUUUUUAGCCAAUUCAUUGUAAAAUUGAUAGUCUGUGUUACUUGGGUAUACUCAAAACACAAAAGCCAGAUAUAUUUAUUCUAAUGUGUAACAACGCAAUGCAAAGGAGUUUGCAUGUUUCUGUGGAGGAAAACAGCACCAUGACAUUCACCCGAGAAACGGGAAGCACUCUGAAAACACGCAGCAACUUGCUAAUUACAAUAAUUGGUUGCCCAUGACACUUUGGCUUUAACCAUCCCCCUCCCCCCUCCCGCUAGAAAGUCUCAUUUUCUCACUAUUCUCCCAGUGAUCAUCCGCUCAACAGGCUUGACCUGGCGCGAUCAACUUUGGGAUUCAAACUCACACGUUUUUUCAAAGACUCGUGAGGUAAUUGUCCAUGGUUGCCUCACGAGCUCAAAGAAAGGAAAGAGGUUUCUUUCUUGUAUUUAGAAGUUUAAUUGUUUAUUUCAAUGAGCCUUUUUUUCGACACAUGCUGGUCCGAAUGGAUGAGCCACGAAUGUCUAGGGUCUGUACGCAUGCGCAUUGUAUCAUCCUAAGAUGCAACGCAGAUAAGAACAGAACUCUAAAAAAAUCUAGAAAAAAAUAAUCAUCAAAUUUGUUGCUUUCCGAUCUUUAUCAAAUGCUUAAGAGAAACCAAAGCGAGUGCAUUUUGUAAAAGCGUGAAUUAAAGUUGCUUAUGCAUUUGCCCCUCGAGUGAUCGCACGCCCUAGGGCAUAACUGGGUUCUCGAAAACACUCAAGUUUUAUUGUCGCGGAGCCGUAAAAGAUACUAGGACGACGAAACAUAGAAAUUGGGGGCCGUGCGAAUAGCUGUCAAACUUAGAAGCCCACAUGGCUAUAAACAAAAGAUGUCCAAAAGCUCCCACCAUACAAUUUAGAGACAUUACAGAAUCAGUUUGUUUCUGGAAAUAACCCAAAACACCAACAUUUCAGAUUAAAAGGGUAUUAAUCACCUUGAACAUAACCAUGGCUAUAUGUGGCUGCUUUCUGGUAUUUGAAUCAUUCAAAACGGGGCGGUCGUCUUUGAGGGCCCGUGCUAACAAUAAGGGCAAACCGUAAAAGGCUUUGUAAUAGGGUGGAAACUGUCUAUCACAAGAAUGAAUGACAUGUUAGCAAAUGAAAGCCCCAUCACUAGCUUUUGAGAUUCGACUCCAAGGUAACACAACUUCCCGUGAGACCAUUUGACUAUUUAAAACAGGAAUAAAGACUCGUCUUGAUUUUCAUUUAGCCAUUUUAACCAGGACAUAACGCUAAGUGUCACACUCCUCGGGACUCGGAGAUUUACGGAGGAUUCUAAGAAGCGCUGGUUUAAGAAAAGGGUCCUAGGGCGGAAGACGCACAUUUCCCGGCAACGACUUCAAUGCCGCGAUCCAACGGUCAACAAAUGUAUCCAGGGAAUUCUUACAUGUCACAUAGCAAACUCCAGUCUCCAUUGACCAUACAGUGGUUGAAUGAGAACUACGAAGUGGCCGAUGGAGUUAGUUUGCCUCGAAGCGCGCUUUACUCGCAUUAUUUGGACUUUUGCGAGAAAAACAGCCUUUCUCCCGUCAAUGCCGCUAGCUUUGGAAAGAUCAUAAGGCACACUUUUCCAAACCUGAAGACAAGAAGACUAGGAACAAGAGGGCAAUCCAAGUACCAUUACUAUGGGAUCACAAUCAAGACUACCUCUCCUUACCACGACACAGUUUGCAAUGCAGCAAGACAAAGCUCUUCCGGGUUCAGUCAAACCUACAGUAAGGUGGAAGUAGAUGACAGGACCACAAGCCAUUCAGUGACCAAAAGUGCCCAAGGCUCCAGCUCCAGUCUUAUAGUGGCCCCAGGAGGUACAUUAUUGCCAAGCUUCCCAAGUGUCAAUCAUCUCAAUCUACCAGCAGAGGUCUCGCGAGAUAAGGUGAAGACAUUCCUGAUCAUGUACAGGGCACAUUGUCAAAGAAUCUUGGACACAAUUUUGCGGGCAAAUUUCGGCGAAGUUCAAAACUUCCUGGUUCACUUUUGGCAAGGCAUGCCUUCCCACAUGCUGGAGGUUCUUGGCUGCAGUGACGUGGUGGAUCUCAUAGGGGUGUGUGACGGGAUCUUGUAUAAGGCGAUCAGUGGAGUCCUCAUCCCUGGAACUCUUCAACCAUUACCCGCAAGCUUGACCCAGGCUAUCCGCCACUUCGCCAAACAGCUUGGACGAUGGCUUGAGGAAUCCCUUGCACAUUUGCCAGCCCCUCUACAGCAAAGAAAGCUAUCUGUUGCAAAAAGCUUCGCUCAUUCGCUACGCCGACAGACCUCGCUGACGCACUUAGCACAGGCCGCACGCACCGUACUGCACAGCGCAGAGCCUGUGACUCAGAUGCUUCAAGACUGGAAACAGAUAGAUUUUGAGGGCAUCGCGCGCCAAGCCAUGUGGACAUUUAGCCAGAAUGUCGAGAAGGAUUAUGCCAAAAUCAAAGAAAUUCACACAGAGUUCACCCAGCUGCUAGACCAACAAGCUACCAUCGACCAGUACGCCGAGUGGGCCUCGUCUCUAGUUGACCGCUGUGUUACCAAGAGGGUCGAGAAGGAGGGAAGUUCUUACCAGAAGUGCGCGCAGGAUUUUCUUCUCAAGUGGUCAUUCUUUAGCAUCAGGAUCGUGAGAGAGCUCACACUUCACAGCGCCCAUAGCUUUGGAUCCUUCCAUCUGUUGCACAUGCUUCUUGAAGAUUACAUCCUCUUUAUUGUAGAGAACCAGAGUAGUCAAGACGACGUUGCAGAUGUGCCGUUCAAAUCCUCACUACCUGACGUCCCCUUAUUUGAUGCUGAUGAACCGAUGGAAAUAGAGAGGUCACGUGAUCACACCAGGUCAAAGCCCAGACGCAACUCCUCCAGUUCCUCAUCCGGGGUAUUGCUAAGCCCACGUGAUGUCAUCCAGCGUAGCUCGGUCCAUGUCCCUCCACUGCGCUCGCCAUAUCGUGAGGUAUCUCCCCACUCCUUGACGUCACCGACAAACAGCGCAAACAAGAUGACACCCUCGGAGCAAAGCCACUUCAUCUACCCUCCCACCCCUCCAGAGGUCAGCCCGAGGUAUCCAUACGCCUCGGCCCAGCCCGCCAUCAAUCAGACACCAAACAGCUACCCCACGCAUCAUUCAACAACAGAAAGCACAGUCAUUCAGAGCAGCUAUGACAUUCCUAGAGGGUACUCGGGUAUUGACCGAUUCCCUACCCCUGAGACCAGCACCUUCCUGCCACCACGCUCGAAAAGCACCAUGGGUACCGGAUACACCAAUGCGUCCAGCGGUCUUCCCUAUGACUACAGGAGCUUCUCGCCUAUGGUAGUCGACCAUAUGAAGCACUAUUCCCAGUAUGCUUUGCCGGAGAGAAAUUACCCAUCAAGCUAUAUGUUCGGCCCUAGCGUGGUCACCACCCCAAACAACAUGUACCCGCUACAAUCGGUCAGCGGUAAUAAUAAUGAGCGCUACUACCCGGACGUGCUAGAGGAAUUUGUCGAUAUGCAGGCCGCAAUGCACCAUGGACUACCCAGCAGCAGAUCUUGUCACAAGGGAACAAGGACUGUGUUAAGCAGCGAAGAAAGAAGAGAAGGAAGAUUUUAAUCGCGAAUGCAUAAAUAGCGCAAAGGAGACGUAUCCGGAGAAUAAAAGAGCGCAGAUGGAAGAAA